Jatropha curcas is the source of this 1789-nucleotide messenger RNA. Its product is annotated as pfkB-like carbohydrate kinase family protein. Gene Ontology annotation, biological process: D-ribose metabolic process. NCBI's taxonomy places the organism in Eukaryota, Viridiplantae, Streptophyta, Magnoliopsida, Malpighiales, Euphorbiaceae. The record is from RefSeq and is a predicted model, not a curated record. Gene Ontology annotation, molecular function: ribokinase activity.
CGGUUUAGGAGGUGGCGUUUCUAUCCGCUGACUCACGGUAGCUGACCCCAGAUCGAACUGCUAUUUGCUUGACGACGUUACGAAGAAAUCAACUUUGGAUUGGAAGCUGGGAGUGAGACCGGAACGUAUUCAGUGAGAAGAAAUAUGAAAACAAUGGCGUUUUCACCAUCUAACGGCUAUUUCCACCUUUAUAAAAAACCCUCAAUUAACGCAAUACAAAUUCAAUUCAUCAACCACCAAAACCAAAACCCAUCAACCAAAACACAACUAUUUCGUUCAUUUUCCAUUAAAUCAUCCAAAACCCCUCUUACUCCAGUUACUUCUCCGGAACCCAACACCCCACCGCUCGUUGUAGUAGGGUCAGCCAACGCAGACAUAUAUGUUGAAAUUGACAGACUACCCAGAGAAGGAGAGACCAUCUCAGCCAAGAAUGGGCAGACACUUGCAGGUGGCAAGGGAGCCAAUCAGGCAGCCUGUGGUGGCAAACUCUCUUACCCAACCUACUUUGUGGGGCAGGUGGGUGAUGAUGCUAAUGGGAAAUUGAUCAUUGAUGCUUUGAGGAAUGGUGGCGUCCACCUUGAUUAUGUAAGGCAUGUUGGUGAUGUGCCUACCGGGCAUGCUGUGGUGAUGCUUCAGUCUGAUGGGCAGAACUCUAUUAUUAUUGUUGGUGGAGCCAACAACAGUGGUUGGCCUGAGGAGCUAAGUGAUCAGCAUUUGGGGGUUGUGAGGAAUGCUGGUAUCAUUUUGCUACAAAGGGAGAUCCCUGAUUCUGUCAAUAUCCAAGUUGCAAAGGCAGCAAAGAAUGUAGGUGUUCCUGUCAUUUUGGAUGUUGGGGGAAUGGAUACACCCAUACCCUUAGAACUGUUGAAGGUUGUUGACAUCCUGAGCCCAAAUGAAAGUGAACUUGCUCGUAUCACUGGCAUGCCCACUGAAAACUUUGAACAGAUUGGUCAUGCUGUUACAAAGUGUCAUGAAAUGGGAGCUAGGAAAGUACUAGUGAAACUUGGGGCCAAAGGUUCAGCUUUUUUUGAAGAAGGGCAAAAACCAAUUAGACAACCUAUUAUAUCUGCUGCAAGAGUACUUGACACUACAGGUGCUGGAGAUACUUUUACUGCUGCUUUUGCUGUGGCUCUGGUGGAGGGCAAGACAAAAGAGGAAUGCAUGAGAUUUGCUGCUGCAGCAGCUUCUCUUUGUGUUCAAGUGAAGGGAGCAAUUCCUAGCAUGCCUGACCGGACAUCGGUUUUGGGUCUUCUUCAAUGCGUUUGAGCGGUUACAUCCUUUUGUUGAAAUGCGAGUACAGCUUGAUUUAUCAGAAGAUGUCUUUCUUGAUGCUGUCAAAAGGGAUUUUCUUGACACUUAACAUUAAAAAAUAGUAAAAUUGCCAAUGUCCACAUAAAUAAAAUUGGCUGGAUUCCGACCAAAACUGGAAAUUAGGGAUGUUAUUGUGCUGUAAAUAAGUGUUCAAUGAUUUUUAAGGGUUUUUUCCCCUUAUAAUUUACAGUGGAGGGUGGGACUCCAAUUGGCCGUAUCUCAGUGUCUAGUGCAGAUUGAUGUCCUCUACUAGUUGCACUAAGCACUGAGGAAUUUCUUGGCUCAGAAUUUUUAAUGGGUUUGAGAGCUUUAACUAUUUGAAUAUUCUAAACAAGGCCUUGCUUUGAUUCUUUAGAGUUGUUAGUAUAAGCAAUGCUCUUCAACCGUAGUAGGCACAUCACUGGAGGGAUUGCAAAUCAAGAUUGGCAAAGAUAUCAUUAAUGUUCAUAAGAUAUCAAACAUACUCCAAUUUUUUCUA